UAAUUAAAUCAAUCUUAACGAAUGACUUAGUUUUUCUUUAACCGUAACACAGUAACAAUGAAACUUGUGAUUUUUGUUGUUUUCACAAUACUAGAUUAUGUUUGUGGUGCUCGUAUAUUAUGCGUUUUCCAAAUGCCAGCCUUUAGUCACCAAAGAGUGUUCCAGCCUAUUUGGAGAGAGUUAUCUUUACGAGGUCACGAAGUAGUUGUGGUAACACCUAUACCACUUAAGGACCCUUUAUUAACAAAUUUAACUGAGAUCGAUGUUAGUGCACCAAAUAGUGAACUUAUCAGGAGACACGGUUUUCAGUUUUUCAUGAACAAGGAAUAUGCUGUUCAUACGAAAAUACCGAAAAUAUUUGCGAUGCAUUACGACUUUGCCGAGGUAAUAUUAAAGAAUGAAGAGUUUAGCAAAAUUUAUAACAAUUCUAAUCAAAAAUUCGAUGUUGUGAUUGCUCAGACGUAUAUUUCACCCAUACUUUAUAGUAUAGCUGCAAAAUUUAAAGCACCGUUAAUAGGAAUUUCUUCUAUGGGAGCAUACAUUGGCACUCAUUUUGCUAUGGGUAACCCAAAUCCACCAUCCUUGUACUCAGAAAUGUUCUUGCCGUACAAUGGAAAGCUUACACUAUAUGAAAGAAUAAAAAGUACUACUUACUAUUUAUUUGUUCGAUUUUAUCGAACAUUUGUGAUAUUACCUGAGGCAGAUGCAUUAGCUAGGAAAUAUUUGGGCAAUGACAUACCAUAUAUUGAGGACAUUGAAAGAAAUAUGAGCUUGUUGUUAAUAACCACCAAUCCAUUUAUGUACACACCUAGACCAACCAUACCCACUAUUGUUAGCUUGGAAAGUAUUCAUGUUAAACCGACAGAACCUUUACCACAGGAUCUAAAAAAAUUCUUGGAUGAAUCCAAAGAGGGCGUAAUAUACUUCAGUUUGGGCUCAAACGUUCAAAGCGUUAAUAUUCCUGGAAGAGUAAGAGAUACCUUGAUAGCUGCCUUUUCUGAAUUACCCUACAAAGUGUUAUGGAAAUUUGAGGCAGAUACUCUGCCAAAUCAGCCAAAAAAUGUUAUUACUAGAAAAUGGUUACCCCAAAAAGAUGUUCUUGCACAUCCAAAUAUUAAAGCAUUUGUAUCACAAUGCGGUUUACAAUCGCUGGAAGAAUCUAUCUCUAGGGCUGUUCCUAUUGUAGCAUUGCCAUUCAUUGCUGAUCAAGAGAUGAAUGCACAGCGUUUGGCAGAACUUGGAGUGGCAGUAAAUCUUAAUUAUGUUACGUUCACAAAAGAAGAACUUAAGAAGGCUAUAAUUGAAAUCGCUGAAAAUUCCAAAUAUAGAAAAAAUAUGGAGCGUUUAAGACAAAUCUGGACAGAUCAACCGAUGAGUUCACUUGAUAGAGCUGUGUGGUGGAUAGAAUAUGUUAUUAGAUAUCAAGGUACCCCUCAUUUAAGAAGUCCUAUCGCAGACAUAUCUUGGAUCGAAUAUUUAUUAUUAGAUGUAAUAUGUGUUGUUGUAACAGUUGGUUUAACUGUUUUGUAUAUAUUAAAGUUACUUGCUGGAUCUCUUUGUAAAUUGUGCACUAAAAACAGUAGAAAACAAAAAUCCAGAGAAAAUAAAAAAUUAAAAUAGACAAA
This is a messenger RNA of Diabrotica virgifera virgifera (western corn rootworm), 1625 nucleotides long. RefSeq names its product UDP-glucosyltransferase 2-like. Gene Ontology annotation, molecular function: UDP-glycosyltransferase activity. The record is from RefSeq and is a predicted model, not a curated record. NCBI's taxonomy places the organism in Eukaryota, Metazoa, Arthropoda, Insecta, Coleoptera, Chrysomelidae. The coding region runs from base 58 to 1620 and encodes 520 amino acids. The transcript is spliced from 5 exons.